UACAAAACCAUUUCCCUCACCUUGCUCGUUUUUAAAUGCUAUCCACAAAUAUACACAAACAUAUAUUUUCCACUAUAUAAUGUUCUCCUCCUCCUAAGGUAUUUCCCAUUCCUCACUACACAAAUCACAGUAGCACCACCACUGCCACCAUGCUCCUAAGAACAUCUUUUCCAUUUACGGCGUUUUCUCUAUCAACAGCAACUGUUGAUAAUGCGAACAAAUUUCCUUUUUCCUCAUCUUCUGUGAGUUUUUUAUCACAGAAAAGAAUUACCGAUAGAUUUGUGAUGAGUGUAUCGGAAAGUGAAUUGAGUAAUAAUCCUAUUAGUCCAGUAACUGAUAUUGUUUUCGAACCAUUUAAAGAAGUUAAGGAAGAACUUCAAUUACUAUCAGAUCUUCCUCAACAUUCUCUUGCUCGUCAAAUGUUUUCAGAUAUUUGUGAAGCUGCCCUUAAUGAACAGAUUAAUGUGGAAUACAACUUAUCGUAUGUGUAUCAUGCACUGUACGCAUACUUCGACAGGGAUUAUGUUGCUCUCAAAGGAUUUGCGAAGUUCUUUAAGGAAGCUAGUGCACAAAAAAGGGAAAAUGCUGAGCUACUUAUGGAAUAUCAGAAUAAAAGAGGGGGUAGAGUCAUGCUAUAUAGUAUGACGAUUCCCAGGUCUGAAUUCGAUCACCAUGAUAAAGGAGAAGCGUUGAAUGGUAUGGAGCUGGCACUGUCUCUAGAGAAGUUAUCAAACGAGAAGCUUCUCAACUUACACAGUGUAGCAGACAGAAACAAUGAUGUGCAAUUUGCGGAAUUUGUUGAAAGCACCUUCAUAACUGAUCAGGUGGAAACCAUUAAGAAGAUCUCUGAAAUUGUUGCCCAGUUGAGGAGGACCGGCAAGGGACAUGGGGUAUGGCAUUUUAACCAGAUGCUCUUGAAUGCGUGAUGCAGUCUUCAUCAAACAUAUCAAAGAUUUCAAUUUUAGUUCGCUGUAUGCAUGUGCGUGUAUGUUUGCUUGCGUGAGUAUAUCGUAAAAGAGUUAUUAAAAUAUAGUGCAUUAGUAGCUCAUGGGGUCUAAGAUGUCUUGCGACUUUUCAUUAUUAUAAAGUAUGGGUAUUAUCAUCGUGGGGGGAGAUAUAUACAAAAUCCCUUAUGUGUUAUAGGUGCUAAUAUUUGAAUAUGGAGGAUCUAUCUUAGUGUAUCUUUGCACUUUGCAAUUAUAAUGAAACCCUUCAUCAAUAAAAAUAUAAUAAAUUUAUAUGCUUGCAAUUAA
Molecule: messenger RNA, 1253 nt
Organism: Papaver somniferum (opium poppy)
Lineage: Eukaryota; Viridiplantae; Streptophyta; Magnoliopsida; Ranunculales; Papaveraceae
Product: ferritin-3, chloroplastic-like
Exons: 8
Coding region: 150-926 (258 amino acids)
Biological process (GO): iron ion transport; intracellular iron ion homeostasis
Cellular component (GO): cytoplasm
Molecular function (GO): ferrous iron binding; ferric iron binding
Source: RefSeq, a predicted model, not a curated record